Molecule: messenger RNA, 499 nt
Organism: Racocetra fulgida
Lineage: Eukaryota; Fungi; Glomeromycota; Glomeromycetes; Diversisporales; Gigasporaceae
Source: the annotation of a GenBank genome assembly
UUAUGACUUUUGAUGAGUUCGUAAGUGGAUACAAAAACGAGUCAAAUUGGAAACUAAAAGAUGGACGUCUGAUUAUUGAUGUGCUCACAACAAACUUCGCUCGAAAAGUUUAUGAAACAAUUGAUGCGGUGCCAAAACCUUUUGAAGACAACGUAAAUGCUAUUAUUGAUUAUCUUACCGAGAUAGAAUAUGUAAUAAAUAUGGCAGGACCUAUUCUAGAUGAUGUUUCGGGCGAUACGAAAUCCAAAGCCGUUGAUGGGCAUCGGCGUAAGAUUGAUUUGAGAAUUGUUUGUAGAAACAAAUACAUUGAGUUAAGUCAUGCAGAAUGCACAAAGGCGCCAACUCCUUGUAAAGCUGUUAAUGAUCGAUCAAAGUAUUUCUAUGAUGAGGAAGCGAAAGAUUCAACAAUUUUUGGUGUACAAUUUGCUGGUGAAGUUCGUCUACUUUUGAUUGUGAUUAAUUUAACGAAUGAUAUUAAUUAUCAACCAAUUAUUAUUAC